GGCAAAAUUCAAAAGCCAUCGUUAAACCGAGGAAUAUGCCAAAUCUAGGGCGGUGCCUAUUUAUGGCAACAACGCUAUUUUUUUGAAACACCUUCAAGGAUCGAUUCGAUGUCUUGCUCCCUUGCCACCAGUCUCUUCUUCCUCGUCCAAGAAAAACAGGGCAGAGGAAGAAAGCGACAAUGGCCCUCCAAGGGCCGCCCACAUUGCCUCAGCAAGAAGCACGUCCCUCCGUCUCCUCCUCCCACCACCACCGCCACCGCUCCUCCCGCUUCCAGUUCUCCCUCGACAACUUCAACUUUCCGCUUCCGUUCAUUCGCCACGGCUCUCGCGCCGAAUCGGAACGCUUCGCCGCCUCGCAGCGCGAGCUCCACGAUUUCGACUCCAGGAAUGUCAUCCUCGGCGAUGCAGACGGCAGCGACCCCCACCUCGAGUUUGCUGGCAACGCCGUCCGCACCGCCAAGUACUCCCUCCUCACCUUUCUCCCCCGCAACCUCUUCGAGCAAUUCCACCGCGUCUCCUACAUUUACUUCCUUGCGAUCGCGGUCCUCAACCAGCUGCCCCAGCUCGCCGUGUUUGGCCGCGGGGCAUCCAUCCUCCCCCUCGCCUUCGUCCUCGUCGUCACCGCCGCCAAGGACGCCUACGAGGAUUGGAGACGCCACCGAUCUGAUCGCAUCGAGAACAACCGCCCCGUGUCUGUCCACGACCCUUGCACCGCCCAGUUCUGCUCAAAGAGGUGGAAGGAUGUUCGCGUCGGGGACGUCCUUAAGGUGUCCGACGAUGAGACCAUUCCUUGUGACAUGGUGAUUCUCUCCACUAGCGACCCUUCCGGCCUCUGCUACGUCCAAACCAUCAACCUCGACGGCGAGUCCAACCUCAAGACACGCUAUGCCAAGCAGGAGACGAUGUCUCGCCUCGCCUCUGAUAAAUGCGUCAUUCGCUGCGAAGAACCCAACCGCAAUAUAUACGGCUUCCUAGCUAACAUGGAGGUCGAUGGGAAGCGGGUCUCACUAGGUCCCUCCAACAUCAUCCUUCGCGGUUGCGAGCUCAAGAACACUGCUUGGGUUAUGGGCGUUGCAGUGUACACCGGGAAUGAAACUAAGGUCAUGCUCAAUAGCUCUGAUGCUCCCUCAAAGCGUAGCCGCUUGGAGACCCAAAUGAACAGGGAGACUCUGCUUCUUUCUGCAAUUCUGAUCGCCCUCUGCUCUGUCGUGUCCAUUUGUAGUGGAAUUUGGUUGGGUAAACAUGGUGACGGUUUGGAGCUCGCUCAAUUCUUUAGGAAAAGAGACUACUCCGGGGAUGUUGACAGGAACUAUAACUACUACGGGAUUGGGAUUCAGGUCUUUUUUACUUUCCUCAUGUCUGCGAUCGUGUUUCAGAUCAUGAUUCCCAUUUCACUCUACAUCUCGAUGGAGAUGGUCAGGCUUGGGCAGUCCUAUUUCAUGACUUGGGAUAGCAAUUUGCUCGAUGAGAGCUCAAAGUCAUGGUUUCAAUGUAGGGCUCUAAACAUAAACGAGGAUCUUGGGCAGAUUAAGUAUGUUUUUUCGGACAAGACAGGGACUUUGACAGAGAACAAGAUGGAGUUCCGUCGUACAAGUAUUUGGGGGAUAGACUAUAGUGGUGGAAAUGCUUCUUCACAGGACAAUAACGAAUUACAUUAUACCAUUUGGAAGACAAAGAAGCCAGUUAAAACAGACCCUGAUCUAGUCAAAUUACUGAGAAAUGAAACUGAUACCGAACAUGGAAGGCAAGCUUAUGAGUUCUUCCUUGCUUUGGCAUGCUGCAAUACCAUGAUUCCUCAAGUUGUUGAGACUUCAGAUCCCAAUGAGACAUUAAUAGAUUAUCAAGGUGAGUCUCCGGAUGAGCAGGCACUCGUUAAUGCAGCUGCUUCCUAUGGUUUUGUACUUAUGGAGCGCACAUCCGGACACAUUAUUGUCGAUGUCCUUGGGGAGAAACAAAGAUUUGAUCUUUUAGGUCUUCAUGAAUUUGAUAGUGACCGGAAGAGGAUGUCAGUUAUAAUCAGGUGUCCUGAUAACACAGUAAAGCUAUUUGUGAAAGGCGCUGACACUUCAAUGUUUGGUGUUGCACAGAAAUCCUUGGACUUGAAAGUUAUUGAUGCAACCAAGAUAAAUCUCGAGGCCUACUCAUGUUUGGGUCUGAGGACUUUGGUUAUUGGUGUACGUAAAUUGAGUAGAAAUGAAUUCAAAGAAUGGCACUCUGCCUAUGAGAAUGCUAGUACUACUUUGAUUGGAAGGGGUAGAUUGCUUCGAGCUGUUGCAGUUGAUUUUGAAAGAAAUUUUGAAAUUUUGGGAGCCUCAGCAAUUGAAGAUAAGCUACAACAGGGUGUACCAGAAGCCAUAGAAUCCAUGAGAAAAGCUGACAUCAGGGUUUGGGUCUUGACAGGGGAUAAGCAAGAAACUGCUAUUUCUAUUGGCUAUUCUUGUAAGCUUCUAACCAGUGAAAUGACUCAGAUUGUGAUAAACAGCAAUUCCAGAGAAACCUGUAAAAAGAGUCUACAUGAUGCAGUUGCCAUGUCUUGCAAUCUUGCGGAGAUGUCAACUGAAAGUAGAUUGUCUUCCUCAGUAUCUUCAAGGGUUCCUAUGGCUUUGAUUGUAGAUGGUUCGAGCCUCGUCUACAUGUUGGAGACAGAAUUGCAAGAAGAGCUUUUUAAGGUGGCUAUCAUAUGUGAUGUUGUGUUGUGCUGCCGUGUUGCUCCAUUGCAAAAGGCUGGAAUAAUUGCUCUUAUAAAGGAUCGAAUAGAUGAUUUGACCCUUGCUAUCGGAGAUGGUGCAAAUGAUGUCUCAAUGAUCCAAAUGGCUGAUGUUGGUAUUGGCAUUAGUGGCCAAGAGGGAAGGCAAGCUGUUAUGGCAUCAGAUUUUGCUAUGGGACAGUUCCGAUUUUUGGCGCCCCUCUUGUUAGUUCAUGGGCAUUGGAAUUACCAGAGGAUGACCUACAUGAUCUUGUACAACUUUUAUCGUAAUGCAGUUUUUGUCUUCAUCCUAUUCUGGUAUGUGCUUUAUGCUGCUUAUAGCUUGACGACCGCUGUAACUGAGUGGAGCAGUGUUUUGUAUUCUAUUAUUUACACAGCUCUACCAACCAUCAUCAUCGGAAUCUUCGACAAAGACCUUAGCAGGGAAACAUUGAUAAAGUACCCUCAGCUAUAUAGAUCAGGGCAGAUGAAUAAAAGCUACAAUUUGAAGCUGUUCAACAUCACUAUGCUUGAUACAGUUUGGCAAAGCGUGGUUAUCUUCUUCAUUCCUUGUGUUGCAUAUACACACAGUGGUAUCGAUGAAUCCAGUCUAGGAGACUUAUGGACCCUUGCUGUGGUCGUUCUAGUUAACAUUCAUUUGGCUAUGGAUGUAUUUCGAUGGAACUGGAUCACGCAUGCAUCAAUAUGGGGUUGCAUUGCUGCAACACUAAUAUGUGAGAUUGUCAUCGACUCUGUGUGGUUUCUACCGGGUUACUGGGCCGCCUUUAACGUAAUGAGGACUGGAUUAUUUUGGCUAUGCUUACUAGGUGUCCUUGUGGCCGGGAUGCUUCCCCGUUUCGUAAUGAAGGCACUGAUCCAGCAUUUCAUGCCUAAUGACAUACAAAUUGCUAGAGAGUUGGAGAAGUUUCGGAAUGUAAAUGGAGGCUCCACAUCGAGAAGAAGAUUCUCGCAACCUUGACGGCAGUAAAUACAUUAUUUAAUCCUCUUAUUUUUCUUAGCUACUUUUACUGGGUGUAUUGUUUUAUUCUUUAGCAAAGGAUUUCGUUUUUCACCAGAG
Zingiber officinale is the source of this 3764-nucleotide messenger RNA. RefSeq names its product phospholipid-transporting ATPase 1-like. The coding region runs from base 180 to 3665 and encodes 1161 amino acids. Lineage: Eukaryota; Viridiplantae; Streptophyta; Magnoliopsida; Zingiberales; Zingiberaceae. Gene Ontology annotation, molecular function: ATP hydrolysis activity; ATPase-coupled intramembrane lipid carrier activity; magnesium ion binding. Gene Ontology annotation, cellular component: plasma membrane. The record is from RefSeq and is a predicted model, not a curated record. Gene Ontology annotation, biological process: phospholipid translocation. The transcript is spliced from 7 exons.